Messenger RNA from Hirsutella rhossiliensis, 384 nucleotides. RefSeq lists its product as uncharacterized. The record is from RefSeq and is a predicted model, not a curated record. The transcript has 2 exons. Lineage: Eukaryota; Fungi; Ascomycota; Sordariomycetes; Hypocreales; Ophiocordycipitaceae. The coding region runs from base 1 to 384 and encodes 127 amino acids.
AUGCCCUCCCUCCGCAGCGUCGUCCUUGGCCUCGUCGUCCUCGCCGUGGCCCCCGUCUCCCUGGCCGUCCCCUCUCCGCCCGACGAGGGCUCUGUUGCUCCGCUGCAGCAGCGUGACGCCGACGCCGCCGCCCCCUUUGAGGAGCCCGACGCCGGCGAGCCGGACUCGGUGCUCGACGCACUCGCCGGGGGUGCCCAGGCCGCGCGCAGCGCCUGCUAUGUGACCAAUAGGCGUGGCCAGACCGGCUGCGCCGCUGCCACGUGCAUCCCGGCCCAGCAGUGCCGGCCCAGCAGCAAGGGCCGGUGCGCCUUCAAGGAGAAGAACAUCAGGAAGAGGCCGUCUGGGUGCCGCGCGUGUAGGUGCGCCCGGUACAAGGGCUCCUAG